GGGAUCGAGUUCACAUUUAUCACCAGAACAUGCUUUUCAAGAUUGACGUUGGUGUUGCUUUCGCCACUCGCCCAACAUGGGUCGAACGUCUUUCGAGAGAUAGACUCUGCCUCGUCCGCAAACGAUGGGAUUCACCCAGACCAAAGCCAACCGAAUACAUAGAAGUAUACGACGACGUGCCGGAAUAUGAUUACUAUGUCGAACCAGCCAAACCACAGCAGCACCUCCAUCAGCACAAUCACAACCAUCAACACUUCGUCCACUACGACCAAUCAUCUGUUGCUGCUCCACCCGAUAUCCAAAUCGAAGUCAACCUCGACAAGCCACGAAGACCUGCUACUCCACCUCCCUCGCCUGCGCUUCCUCAAAUGGCGAACCAUGGUCACUCAGCUCCACCGCUGUCUCCAUUCCAUGAGAUGCCUGAGCAGCAAAUGCAGCCCGACCAUGUCCGGUACAGACGAGUUCCUGUUGAGAGGGUGCGUGUCCAGAGAGUUCAAAUUGACGUGGCUCGUCAUCACCACAGACGUCCGUCUGUACGACGCCCAUCAAAUGAACGCGAUAUUGUGUAUCUGCCAGUCCGAGAAAACAACGCGCGCAGGCAUGAGGCUUCAAUUUCGGAAACCGCAGUCUGGGACGAAAGUCUGGGUGCAUUUGUCAUGAGGCGCAUGCCCCGCGUGAGGUUCGAAUAAGGACCAGGCAAUCCACCAUACAAAGCAUUGUAUCCUAGCCUUACCACCUUUCUGGGACACCAUCUCGACCGAGACGUCCUUGAAGUUUCUCUGGAACAGCACACCUCUCAGCCUUGACAUACAUGGAGCUGGCUUUCACACCCUCCAUCAAUACUUCUGAUGAUGACGCCGUUCGUCUGGAAUCGCCUUUCCUCCGCAGAAAGAAACACCCACCACGGCCAUAUGCACAGCUACCGUCCUUGAAACCAUAUCAUCUAUUUGCCAUAUUCCUGGGAGAUGCCCCGCAAGCAGUAUUUGAACAGGAUAGGUUGGUACGAAAGACCGAUCGUCGCCAAGAGUAGGAGUCAAGAAUGAGGGAUCAGAGGGCAGAAGUAGGA
Messenger RNA from Exophiala viscosa, 1066 nucleotides. RefSeq lists its product as uncharacterized. Lineage: Eukaryota; Fungi; Ascomycota; Eurotiomycetes; Chaetothyriales; Herpotrichiellaceae. The coding region runs from base 30 to 689 and encodes 219 amino acids. The record is from RefSeq and is a predicted model, not a curated record. The transcript has a single exon.